AGGGCUUUAGCGUACUUGAUUGCUGACCCUAAUGUGUCGGAGGCGGUUCUUGGGAGGCCUCAUGCCAUUCCCAAUCUUCUCAGGUUCAUAUUCUUUGCUCAACCUCAUCAAUCCAAAAAGCACCCAAGGCGAAGUUCAUUUGACAUUUCUGACCCUUCAAAAGGCAGAAGCAUGCUUGUUGCAGCAAUCAUGGAUAUUGUCACUUCCAAUUGUGACAAUGUGGACAAAAUCAAACUUAAGCCCAUGCUAUCAGGAACUGCAACAAUGAGAGAUAUUGCAGCUGCACUUGAAGUUAUUGAAGAAGGUGGCAUGCACAUGGAUGAGCCACCUGGCAGCAGCCAGGAUGAUGAUGAUGGAACUGGAUUAAAGGGCAUUGGAAUGGAAGUUCUUGGAGGCACUUCAAUUGUAGGUCUUUCUACAAGCAAUCGAUCAAUGGAGUUAGAUGAAUCUAAAGCCACUCACAACUCAUCAUCUUUCAACAAAUUAAACAACACUUCUUCUGUAAACACAACUGUUAUCCCUGGACUAUGGGAUGAUUUGCAUUCACAACAUGUUGCUGUUCCUUUUGCUGCAUGGGCUUUAGCAAAUUGGGCAAUGGCAUCAGAUGUAAAUAGAUCCCAUAUCCAAGAACUCGACUUCAAUGGACAUGCUGUCAUGUCUGAUGCUAUUAGAUCUCCUGCAAUCACAAUCCUUUCUCGUAUCUGUGAAGACUAUGGGCCUUCUUCCAUUCCCAUUUCCCAAGGUUGGUUAGCUAUUAUGCUUUCAGACAUUCUCAAAUCCAGAAAGUUAUCUCUUAAAGGGAGUGCUCAACCUAGGGACAAAGUCAAGACACAAAUCGAUCAGGCAAAUGUACUUUCUGGUACCCAAAGUGUGAACCAAUUGGCUAGUGCUGUGGUCAACUUAGCAGUCAAUGGUGAUUCAUUUGCUUUGGAAGAUUUUCUUACCCUUGAACCAUUUAUUAACACAUACAAAAAUCUAAAGAAAGGAAAUAUCCCUAAAGUGAAUGCUUUAGAUUCUGCACUUGCAACUUUAAAGGGUAUCAAAGCAAUGACAGAAAUCUGCAGUGAUGAUUUAUUUUCUCAAAAGAAAAUAAUCGAUUAUGGCAUAAUUCCUCUGUUACGCCACUUUUUAUUAAGUGAUGAUUAUGAGAAGUUAUCAGCAAUUGAAGCAUAUGAUGCACAAGGUUUGACGAAUCUUACACAAUGGUCUGGAUCAAGCUUGCCUCUUCAGGAAGUUAGCUCGAUGCUGUUGGAAAAGCUUAUUGCAACACGUAUUGGAGAUCGACCUGUUGUAUUUGUAACUCAUAGCAUGGGGGGAUUGGUUGUGAAACAGAUGCUACAUCAAGCAAGUGCAGAAAACAGAGGCAAUCUUGUCAAAAACAGUGUUGGUGUGGUAUGUUUGAUUUAAUAACUUAUCACUACU
This is a messenger RNA of Lactuca sativa (garden lettuce), 1422 nucleotides long. The record is from RefSeq and is a predicted model, not a curated record. Lineage: Eukaryota; Viridiplantae; Streptophyta; Magnoliopsida; Asterales; Asteraceae.